Taeniopygia guttata (zebra finch) is the source of this 1255-nucleotide messenger RNA. NCBI's taxonomy places the organism in Eukaryota, Metazoa, Chordata, Aves, Passeriformes, Estrildidae. The record is from RefSeq and is a predicted model, not a curated record.
UCAAAAUGGCGGCCGUUGGGAGCAGCAAUAUGGCUGAUGUCAAUAUGGCGGGCGUCAAAAUCGCCGACGUCAAAAUGGCUGCCGUUGGGAGGAGCAAUGUGGCUGACGUCAAUAUGGCAGACGUCAAAAUGGUUGACGUCAAAAUGGCUGCCGUUGGGGGGAGGAAUAUGGCGGACCUCAAUAUGGCUGACGUCAAAAUGGCUGACGUCAAAAUGGCUGCCAUUGGAGGCAGCAAUAUGGCGGAUGCCAAAAUGGCAGCCAUUGGGGGGAGCAAUAUGGCUGAUGUCAAUAUGGCUGCCAUUGGGGGGGGCAGUAUGGCGGAAGUCAAAAUGACGGCCGUUGGGAGCAAUAUGGCAGAUGUCAAUAUGGCUGCCGUUGGGGGGAGCAGUAUGGCUGACGUCAAUAUGGUGGACGUCAAAAUGGUGGACAUCAAAAUGGCGGCCGUUGGGGGGAGCAAUAUGGCUGACGUCAAUAUGGUGGAUGUCAAAAUGGCCGCCAUUGGGGGGAGCAAUAUGGCGGAUGUCAAAAUGGCGGCUGCUGGCAGGAGCAAUAUGGCAGACGUCAAAAUGGCGGCCGUUCUGGGGAGCAAUAUGGCCGACGUCAAUAUGGUGGACGUCAAAAUGGCCGCCACUGGAGGAAGCAAAAUGGCUGCCAUUGGAGGAAACAAUAUGGCCGACACCAAUAUGGCCGCCAUUGGAGGAAACAAUAUGGCUGCCAUUGGAGGAAACAAUAUGGCCGACACCAAUAUGGCCGGCGUUAGGAGAAACAAUAUGGCGGACUCUAAUAUGGCCGCCAUUGGAGAAAACAAUAUGGCUGCCAUUGGAGGAAACAAUAUGGCCGCCACCAACAUGGCCGCCAUGUUGGAAUCCAAAAUGGCUGAAACCAAUAUGGCCGCUACCAAUAUGGGCGCCAUGUUGGAAACCAAAAUGGCCGACACCAAUAUGGACGCCACCAAUAUGGCCGCCAUGUUGGAAACCAAAAUGGCCGACACCAAUAUGGCCGCCACCAAUAUGGCCGCCAGUUCCGACACGGCCGACUCCAAGAUGGCGGCGAAGCUCCGCCCCUUCCGCUGCGCGCUCUGUGGGCGGGGCUUCGCCUCGGGGGCGGGGCUGAGGCGGCACCAGCGACGUCACGGCCCCGCCCCCUCGGGCACGGCCUAAGCCCCGCCCCCUUUGCGGGGUGGGCGGGGUUUGUUGGGGAAAGGGGGCGGGGCUUCGUUUGGGGCGUGGUCGGUCAAUAAACGCUGAGUCAGCAA